Messenger RNA from Talaromyces atroroseus, 2583 nucleotides. RefSeq lists its product as hypothetical. Gene Ontology annotation, cellular component: Golgi apparatus; early endosome; membrane. Gene Ontology annotation, biological process: intracellular iron ion homeostasis; intracellular copper ion homeostasis; chloride transport. The record is from RefSeq and is a predicted model, not a curated record. Lineage: Eukaryota; Fungi; Ascomycota; Eurotiomycetes; Eurotiales; Trichocomaceae. Bases 1 to 2583 code for a protein of 860 amino acids. The transcript has 7 exons. Gene Ontology annotation, molecular function: voltage-gated chloride channel activity.
AUGACCAUCACUCGCGCGUCGUCCAGCUCCGCACGGCCUCAUGCGUUUCUCUCCCCUAUAGACGGCCCAGUGCGCCGGCUUUCUGGAUUCUCCGUCUCAGAUCAGAGCGACAAUGGGGUUGGGAACGGAGGAGCCGAUCCGCACCCGGCCGUGGCUGAAGAGAUCAAUGAAAUAAAGCGCUACGAGGAUUUCUCUACCAUUGACUGGGUCCAAGAUGCCAUCCAAGAACAGUCCCGUCGCCGCGCCCGCCGAAGAGAAGGCCAUGGCUUCUGGGAUCAAGAGGGAACGUUUGGCUGGCGCCGCAAGCUGUGGGAAUCCUACGAUGCGGGUCAAGCCUGGCUAGUUGUGACCCUCGUCGGCGCGGCAAUCGGGCUCAACGCUGCGUUCUUGAACAUCGUGACCGAGUGGUUGUCUGAUAUUAAGUUGGGAUAUUGCACCACGGCUUUUUAUCUGAAUGAGCAGUUUUGUUGCUGGGGCGCGGAAGAUGUAUAUUUCCUUUUCGCGAUCCUUUUCGCUUUCACGUCGGCUUUUCUAGUCAAAUCAUUCUCGCCCUACGCCGCAGGUUCUGGUAUCUCCGAAAUCAAGUGCAUUAUAGCAGGGUUUGUGAUGAAGGGCUUCUUAGGCGCAACCACCCUCUUUAUUAAAUCAAUAGGCCUGCCGCUUUCAAUCGCCUCCGGGCUCUCUGUGGGAAAGGAAGGGCCAAGCGUGCAUUACGCCGUGUGCACAGGAAAUGUCAUUUCGCGGUUUUUUAACAAAUACCGGCUGAAUGCCGCGAAAACAAGGGAAAUAUUGACUGCUUCUGCCGGUACAGGUGUUGCAGUGGCUUUCGGUAGCCCAAUUGGUGGAGUACUGUUCUCUCUCGAGGAGAUGUCGACCUAUUUUCCCCUAAAAACUCUUUGGCGAAGCUACUUCUGCGCUUUGAUUGCAACCGGUGUCUUAGCAGCCAUGAAUCCCUUUAGGACUGGUCAACUAGUCAUGUUUCAAGUCAAGUACGAUCGUACAUGGCAUUUCUUUGAGCUGAUAUUCUUCGUCAUUCUGGGAGUCUUCGGGGGAUUGUAUGGUGCGUUGGUGAUCAAAUGGAACCUACGAGUAGCAGCUUUUCGAAAGAAGUAUUUGGGACCAUAUCCUGUGACCGAGUCUGUCGUUCUGGCUGGGUUGACUGCACUUCUAUGCUACCCCAAUAUCUUUCUAAGAAUCAACAUGACACAAAUGAUGGAGGUGCUUUUUCGAGAAUGUGAAGGCGACAAUAACUACGAAGGCAUCUGCGACACUCAAAAUCGCUGGCCGAUGGUGUUCUCACUCCUUAUUGCUACGAUUCUUCGCGUCCUCCUGGUCAUCAUUUCGUACGGAUGUAAGGUUCCGGCCGGCAUCUUUGUUCCAUCGAUGGCAAUUGGGGCAUCCUUUGGAAGAAUGGUUGGAAUUCUCGUGCAAGCUCUGCAUGAAUCAUUUCCAGACUCCAAUUUCUUCGCUGCCUGCGAACCCGAUGUUCCCUGCAUCACACCUGGGACAUAUGCUUUUCUAGGCGCAGCAGCGGCGCUCAGUGGAAUUAUGCAUCUCACUGUUUCUGUCGUUGUUAUAAUGUUCGAAAUUACGGGCGCUUUGGUGUACAUCCUUCCCACUAUGAUUGUUGUUGGCGUUACAAAGGCUGUUAGUGAGCGUUUUGGCAAUGGCGGAAUUGCAGAUCGCAUGAUCUGGUUCAACGGAUUUCCUUUUCUGGACAACAAGGAAGACCAUGUUUUCAAUGUCCCCGUCUCCCGUGUCAUGACCAGCAGCCCUCUUUAUUUACCAGCUUCCGACCUCACCGUGCGCGAAGCAGAACACUUGCUGAACAAUAACAAGUUCCAAGGUUUCCCCAUUGUCGAGGAUCGAGCUAGCAAGGUACUCGUCGGCUACAUUGGCCGUACUGAGCUUCGAUACGCAAUCGAAAAGGCGAGACGCGUGCAACCGCUGGCUCCCAAUGCGAAGUGCAUCUUCACGCACGAAGCUGCUGCAGCUACUACUAGGAUACAAAGUCUUAGGUCCACAUCUACUACGCAUUUGCAAGGCGCGCCUCAAACAUUCGAUGAAUUGGAAAAUACCACCGGUGCUUCAACCGUAGACUUCACUCCGUACGUUCAUCAUACUCCAAUCUCCGUGCACCCUCGUCUUCCCCUGGAAACUGUGAUGGAACUAUUCAAGAAAAUGGGCCCGCGUGUCAUUCUAGUCGAGCAACGCGGCCGCCUGAUGGGUCUAGUCACGGUGAAGGAUUGUCUCAAGUAUCAGUUCAAGGUCGAAGCGCAGGAGAACGCUACCAUAGCAGCAAACGGAUCAAGUCCAACUUGGUCUACUACCAAUGGCAACGGUGAAAACCAAGGAUCUGUUGCCACGCUUGAAGAGAAAGUAUGGUCCUUUCUACAAAAGUUAGGCAAACCAUUACGACUACUCGGGGAUCGAAGUAUAAGGCUUGAGGAGUCUUCUGCGAGGCUUGCGCAUCAGCGGAAUGAUCAUGCUGUAGAUAAUUCUACAGGUGGUAGCCACCAAUCUGGUAUCCCGCAGGGUACCGAGGAGGAUGAUAUGGUCGAACUAGAAGACCAAGAGAGGUAG